GGUUGCAAAAUUAAACUCCCCCGGCGGAAAUGGAUUAUCCAGAAAAAGGCCAAUGCCGCAAACUCUCAUUUGAGGGCAUCGGCCAGAGAAGAAUGAUGGCACUCACCGGCGGACGCCCGUUGGGCAGCCUCCUGUCUUCUGACCGUCCCCGCCCGUCGCUGCCGGCUUCCCCAAUCUUCGCCCCUUUUCCCCGCCAAACCAGCCAGCAAUCCCCACUUCUUGCUUCCACCCCAGCCCCAGGUGAACAGACCACCUCAUUGCUCCCUCUUCCCUGCACCAGCGCAAGACUGAAGCUCUGCGGAUGUGGGUCGGUUCCCUUCUCCGGCGGAGCAGUCAAGGCUAUCAAUGGAAGCGGGGGCGCAUACGUUUCGCCAUGGGACGAGGAGCCUUAUGAAAUCCUCCCGAGUGGGAAGAAAGCUUACUUGGACGAGCAGGAUGUCGUCACCUUUCUUGAUCCUCCCAAGGAGCUCAUUCCGCUGGACCCUGCUUCUUAUAACCCUGCUGCUUAUCUCUGGAAGAAAAUUGAAGACAUCCCUGAAGAAAGGCGGCAUCGGUUGCUGCACUUGUUAAAUCCAAGGCUUAUAUUUAGAGCUUGGGAGAUAGCUGGAACUCGUUACGAGGAUCCUAAGCUAGCUAAGAAAAGCUCAUCAAAACUGCUAUCGGGUGAGACUGGGGCUACACCACUCGAAUAUUACUACUGCCAAACAAGCGGAGGACCCUUCCCUAUAUCCUGGAUAAAUUUCUUCAAGAUGGCUAUAUUUUGUUCUAAGGAGGGCCAAACAUACGGGCGUCUUAUAGGUGAAACGAUUCUAGCUCGAUUAGCCAGUUCCUUCCAUCCUCUGUAUUUUGUCGUGAGACCACACAAGGAAGUGAUGUCGACGGAGCAGCCUUGCGAUUUGGCUUGUGAAUUUGGGGAUGGGCUCUUUGAUCUCCAAGAUUACCCAGAAGGCUUUCCCAAACCUGGUAAGCAUCCAUAUCCUUUCAAUGACGAAGUUGUGGUAUAUAUUCGCCACAUUGGACCAGGAAUUUCAGUCGGGCAAGCAUGGCAAGAAGGGAAAAAUUUGCAGCAAGUGCCUCGAAAGUUAUGCAGUGAAAUCUUGAUGGUGAAGGAUAAUUAUGGCUCGUCCUCAGAUAUCCAUUAGCAAGGGUGUCGAUAAGGUCAAGCUCAUUCUAUCUCUCUCAUGCAAAUAUAUAAACAUACAAACAUGCAGAAAAGGCUGAAGAAAACGUUAAGGUGAGCUUGCUUGAUGUAUAGUUAUGUAAAUUGAUUUUCUGGAUGUAUUAGAGAAGCCUGCAUAUUAGUCCAGGUUCUCUGACCCAAUAAACCUAAGCUUUUGGGUUCUGAUUUUGUGUUAAGUAGGUAUUUUUUGCCACCAUUUUUGGACCUGUUUCUGGGCGCUACGGUGUCCUCUGCUCAAUGAAAUCUUCGUCCUUGGGAGCUGCAGCUUUCUUGAAGCUUUGCCGUAGCUUCGAGUCUCCUGGAUCACUUACCAUCUGACGUUUACUUGCCACCACGGAUCCUCGUUUUGAUUUUUCUGCUCUUCCAUCCUCUUGGAUGGCUCUUUAAAUUCUCUAAUUCCUCAUCUUGACACUGUGAUAUUGCUCCUUCUUGUCCCUGGCAUCCAUCAACCAUAGGGCUGGCACUGGGAGGAGAAAAUUUUGAAUGAUCCUACCUCAUAAUGAUGUGGUGAGGAAGAACCAAUAAAAUUGCUUCAAUUAAGAAGGCUUACCACAA
Molecule: messenger RNA, 1735 nt
Organism: Punica granatum (pomegranate)
Lineage: Eukaryota; Viridiplantae; Streptophyta; Magnoliopsida; Myrtales; Lythraceae
Source: RefSeq, a predicted model, not a curated record